Messenger RNA from Camelina sativa (false flax), 827 nucleotides. RefSeq names its product auxin-responsive protein SAUR72. NCBI's taxonomy places the organism in Eukaryota, Viridiplantae, Streptophyta, Magnoliopsida, Brassicales, Brassicaceae. Gene Ontology annotation, biological process: response to auxin. The record is from RefSeq and is a predicted model, not a curated record.
UUCACUUCUUCACAAACAAAAAAAAAAUCUCUCAAUUCAAUUCGAAGCAAAAAAAAGAGUUUUAAGCUCUCUCAAAGCUAAACAACACGAAGACGAUGAAGCAACUAAUCCGCCGUCUAUCUCGCGUGGCUGAUUCAGCUCAAUACAGUCUCCUCCGUUCAGAUUCACAACGACCACCUAGUAAUAGUAACCGCCGCCGUACAGAAUCAUUCCUCCGCUCUUCAAUGGCUCGUAGAUCAAAGAAGCAGAACUCAUCCGUUCCAGAAGGACACGUACCUGUAUACGUAGGUGACGAGAUGGAGAGGUUCGUCGUAAGCGCGGAGUUGCUUAACCAUCCGGUUUUUAUCGGUUUAUUAAACCGAUCUGCUCAAGAGUAUGGAUACGAGCAAAAAGGAGGUUUACAAAUCCCUUGCCAUGUGCUUGUCUUUGAACGAAUCAUGGAGUCGUUUCGUCUUGGUCUUCCGGUUUCUAUUGAUUUAAUCGGAGACGAGUCGAUUUGAAGAUGAAGAAGAAGACGAAGCUUUUUUUAGAAGAAAUCUUGGGGUAGUUUAGUCAAGGUUUUUUUUUUUUUUUUUUAAAUUUUCUUUAGAUCUGGUGGUUUUAGUUCAGAUACUUGAGUAAUAUUUCGUCGUUUUGGGAUGUAAAUAGGUAUAUAAUUUUUUUUUCGUUUGAUAGAUGAUGAUGAUGAAGAAGACAUAGAGUUCUUUUUUUAAAAUUUGUUUGUUGCAAAAUUCUCUAAUUUUUUUUCGCCGGUUUUAAGAAUCGGUUUGAAAUUCUUGUGAAGAUAUUAUUAUAUAUAUGGAAGUUUUUGCAUCAAAUUUGUUAUC